AUGGAUGGAUGGAUGGAUGGGUACCUUACUGGUUUGGGGGAAUUGGCCGGUGACCUGUCAGUCAGUCAAACAAUCAGAACCACGACCGUUUUCCUCUCCUCGCCCACCUGUAUCGCUUGUCUUACUGACUUAGCCACAGUCCCCCACCCAAUUGCAAUAUCAUUGGGCACAAUCCGGGAAGGUAAGAGGAACAAACCCGACCAGGAACGAAAAGCCGUUUUCCGCCAUUCGGACGGAGCCCCGGUCGGUUCGGGCUUGGGCCCUUGUCUUGUUGUGGUGGUGCUUUGGGCUGGUCUCUCAGUGUACCGUGGCAUGGGGAGUGGUGUUCUGGGCUCUGCUUGGGGAGAGGAGGAGGAUGGAGGAUGUACAGGGAUUGGAUUGGAAUUGAGAUUGAGUUGGUAUUUGUCUGUUUGUCCUGUUCAAGUGUAUUGUUUGCAAAUGGGUAAUGGCAGAAUCUUGAGGGAUGUGCUGUCUCCAGACGGUAAGAAAUGCCUCUCGGAACGCGUGGUGACUCCGCCGGGAACCACCGCCACCGCCUGGGAGCCAAGUGGGGAAUCCAUUAACACGCUAAUCGAUAAGUCUGGAGGGAGAGAAUGGAAUGUCUCGAUAAGCCUGUGGGAAUGGGGGACGGUGGCUGCUGUGAAUGGUCCAAUUCAGCCAUGGAGUAUCCACGCUCUCUCUCUCUCUUUUCGUUUCGGUGUUUCUCUCUCUGCUACUGGUGGUGGUGGUGAGUUGCUCGCUGGUCUUCCGUUUGCGUGUAGCCUCACUGCUUGCUUCAUUUACUUUUUCGUGUUGACCACUUGGAUGAUGCUUCGGUGA
Aspergillus niger is the source of this 819-nucleotide messenger RNA. RefSeq lists its product as uncharacterized. NCBI's taxonomy places the organism in Eukaryota, Fungi, Ascomycota, Eurotiomycetes, Eurotiales, Aspergillaceae. Bases 1 to 819 code for a protein of 272 amino acids. The transcript has 8 exons. The record is from RefSeq and is a predicted model, not a curated record.